AUGGCUGCCGGACUAUCUACCAAAAUCAAAGUCAAGAACCCCAUCGUCGAGCUCGACGGCGACGAGCAGACCCGAAUCAUCUGGCAAUUCAUCAAGGACAAGCUCAUCCUCCCCUACCUCGACAUCGACCUCAAGUACUAUGACCUAGGCAUCGAGUACCGCGACAAGACCGACGACAAGGUCACCACCGACGCCGCCGAGGCCAUCCUCAAGUACUCCGUCGGCGUCAAGUGCGCGACCAUCACCCCCGACGAGGCCCGCGUCGAGGAAUUCGGCCUCAAGAAGAUGUGGCUCUCCCCCAACGGCACCAUCCGCAACAUCCUCGGCGGCACCGUCUUCCGCGAGCCCAUCGUCAUCCCCGCCAUCCCCCGUCUCGUCCCCGGCUGGUCGGAGCCCAUCAUCAUCGGCCGCCACGCCCACGGUGACCAGUACAAGGCCACCGACGUCGUCCUCCCCGGCGCCGGCAAGCUCGAGCUCACCUUCACCCCCGCCGACGGCUCCGCCCCCACCUCCACCACCGUCUUUGACUUCAAGGGCCCCGGCAUCGGCCUCGCCAUGUACAACACCGACGACUCCAUCCGCGGCUUUGCCUACGCUUCCUUCGCCCUCGCUCUCCAGAAGAACUACCCGCUCUAUAUGUCCACCAAGAACACCAUCCUCAAGCGCUACGACGGCCGCUUCAAGGACAUCUUCCAGGAGAUCUACGACGCUGAGUUCAAGGACAAGUUCGAGGCCCAGGGCAUCUGGUACGAGCACCGUCUCAUCGACGACAUGGUCGCCCAGAUGAUCAAGUCCAAGGGUGGCUUCAUCAUCGCCAUGAAGAACUACGACGGUGAUGUCCAGUCCGACAUCGUCGCCCAGGGCUUCGGCUCCCUCGGUCUCAUGACCUCCGUCCUCGUCACCCCCGACGGAAAGACCUUCGAGUCCGAGGCCGCCCACGGCACCGUCACCCGCCACUACAGAGAGCACCAGAAGGGCCGCGAGACCUCCACCAACUCCAUCGCCUCCAUCUUUGCCUGGACCCGCGGUAUCGAGCAGCGUGGAAAGCUCGACGAGACCCCCGAUGUCAUUGAGUUUGCCAAGCUUCUCGAGGCUGCCACCAUCGACACCGUCAACGUCGACGGCAUCAUGACCAAGGAUCUUGCUCUUGCUCAGGGCAAGAAGGAGCGCUCCGCCUAUGUCACCACUGAGGAGUACAUCGACGCCGUCGCUGCCCGUCUCCAGAAGGCUUACGAGGAGAAGGCCAAGAUCUAA
Molecule: messenger RNA, 1254 nt
Organism: Myxozyma melibiosi
Lineage: Eukaryota; Fungi; Ascomycota; Lipomycetes; Lipomycetales; Lipomycetaceae
Exons: 3
Coding region: 1-1254 (417 amino acids)
Biological process (GO): isocitrate metabolic process; NADP+ metabolic process
Cellular component (GO): mitochondrion
Molecular function (GO): NAD binding; isocitrate dehydrogenase (NADP+) activity; magnesium ion binding
Source: RefSeq, a predicted model, not a curated record